CAAGGUGUCAUCGUUUGUGUUGCCAAAAAGCUUGACCUGACCUUGUCGUUUUCCUCAUAAUACAGUAUGACAUCAGCAGGGCGGAGCUGUCAAUGGAACUGUCAAAAUCAGUAGUUCUUACGCCCCCGCCGCGUCGAAAAUCUUCAUCUCUCGAACUUUCGGAAGUCUACAUAACCUCAUCUUCGGAUUUCACUAUCAUCGUUUACUUCGGAACUCAACAUCCAUACCCUACUUCGGAUCUCUAUCAUCGAACUCAACAUCGGAUUUCCACUCAUCGUAAAGCAUCGUCAAGCUUCUAACUCACGAUCAACAGAAUUGUUCAUUAUAUCAUCGACAUGCUAGAUAUCAUCAUCUCUAUACUCUUCUGCAUCAUCGAAUCCCUCAUUCGAGGCACCGUUGCUAACAUCGCUUCGCCGCUGUUGAGCGUUUAUGACACGAUGUCGAACAAACUCUCGUCGGCCUUCUCUGCGGCUCUUUGCAUUGUCGGAGGGCCGGGGCCCCUCGAACCCCACCUUCCGCACCGCGACCGAGCUAUUCUUGUCACCGGGACCAGUGCCGGCAUCGGCCGCCAGGCCGCAUGGGCACUAGCGUCCCAGGGAUACACGGUCUUCGCCGGGGUGCGAAAAUUGAGGGAGGGUCAAGAACUACGCCAUGAAUUUCUCAAUGCUCAGUUUCGGGAAAAUAUAGUCGCGGGACCAUGUCCCAUUGGCGAAAUUAUUCCGGUCGUCUUAGAAGUAACAGACAAAAUGUCUAUCUUAACGGCCAAGAAUACGAUUGAGAACGUUCUCCGCGGCCGUGGCGGCAAGCUUGUUGGCGUGAUAAAUGUCGCCGGGUUGAUUUUUCUAUCACCUCUUGAAACGACGGAUAGCAGCGAGGUUCGCCGUAUAUUCGAUGUCAAUUUCUUUGGCGUGCUGGACGUCGCGCGGACGUUCUUGCCUUUGCUCAAGAAAUCGCGCGGUCGCAUCGUGAAUGUUGGUUCUGCGGCGUCGUUCCUCGUUGCUCCUGCGGCUGGGAUCUACUCCGCCAGCAAGUCAGCCAUUGGAUCGGCCACUGAAGCUUUGCGUAUGGAGCUUGCAAACUCCCAUGUCGGCGUGUCAUUGAUUGAACCAGGUGCUAUUCGUACCAGAGCAUGGGACGUGGCGGUCAACACCUUACCCAAGUACAAUGCUGAUCUCCAGAACGGAACAGCCGGAGCCAGUUCCGGGAUUGGCUCAGACGGCGUUUACACGAAGGCCACAGCAGAACCAUUCCAAAUCGGUGAGCAAGACGCAAUUGGCCCCGACGGCAAUGAUUAUCCACGCAAGGAACGCAAAUACUCGGUAGACUUCGCACAGUGCCACCUCGGCUGCACCAACAGCGGGAACGGCGACGGCGCUCAGGUGUGCAACAGGGAUGCGAGCUUCGGCAUCUUCAGCCAUGAGACUGUAAACAGCAAAAAUACGGAUGGUACGAACGACAAGCAUAUCAGCGGCGGCGCAGGCAAUCUUCAGACCGCGAACGGGAAGAAACCCAAGAAGUCGAAACGAGGUGGUGCGCGGCCCGCCCCCAUUAGAGCAUCAUACGGCAAGCAUCAACCGGAAGCUGAGCCCAAGUGCCCAAUACUGAUCUGCCCGUCAUCGCCUCGGUCGCCUGUGGGCACGUUGGCAGAGUCCGAACAGAACGCGACCAUUCUGUGGUACGCUCCUCUGUUCAACCGACUCGAAAUCGCAUACAAGGCUGGGAUCCUGCUUGCGUUCCCACCUAAGCAUGUGACGCAGCAUGUAGAGCAUGCGCUAAUGUCGCGAUUCCCGCGAGAUCGAUACCUGGCCGGUGCUGAUGCGAAGAUCGCGGACGCGAUCUUGACCUUCGUACCCCAAAAGAUUGUCGAAUUGGCGAUUCGUUGGUUCCUGUGGUGAGGCGGUGGAUUAUUCUCGGUUCCCUGACGCUGUCAUAAUCGUUGCGUUGCGUCACUCUUCAUGACCACUCAUCCGCAAGCGGGUCUCCUCUACAUUGUCGCUCUACAUACAUCUUUUUUCCUUCACAUUUCUUUAUCCCGCACGAAAAGUGAGAACGGGACGGCGCCUGCGGCCCUUUGCGUGCUUCUUUAUGGCUGAAGCAUAUACACAUUUACG
Fimicolochytrium jonesii is the source of this 2111-nucleotide messenger RNA. RefSeq lists its product as uncharacterized. The record is from RefSeq and is a predicted model, not a curated record. NCBI's taxonomy places the organism in Eukaryota, Fungi, Chytridiomycota, Chytridiomycetes, Spizellomycetales, Powellomycetaceae. The transcript is spliced from 2 exons. The coding region runs from base 336 to 1895 and encodes 519 amino acids.